AUGCUCGAUACUCGACUCAUUGUGGUGCUAGCAGCAUUCAAGCUGGCUCCUAUCUUCACCCUUGCACAACCUUCCGACCAGGCUCCCGUCACUGCAUUCUCUGACAACCCUGCAUCCGCUCUCUCGGCAGCAUCAGACUCUUCACAACCCGUAGUCAUGCCGUCACCCGCACCCUUGUCCCCUUCUUUCUGGGACAACUUGGCCAGACACUGGAUACAGGCCGACAGCACAAAGCAGACCUUGAUGGCCGUCCUCCUCAUCAUUCAGAUCGUCGUCCUCUUCUCCUUCAUCAAGCGCUCAUUCGACAAGAUGUUCGGCCGGCGCGCAGAAUAUCGCAACCAGCGAACAAAGCGUUUCGCCCGCAGAGCCGCUGCCGCCGCUGCCGGUGGUUCCUCCAAAAUCGGCAUUCCUCUCAGCCAUCACCGUCCGCUUUAUCGUCCAGAUUCCAAACCACAGCUGCCACCCAGGCCAUCUCAGGAUCAUCCUCUCAUGCGCUCGCCGUCAACCUCGACUUUCUCGCAGGCAGCGUUUCAGACGACUCCCACUGGCGACAUUGUCCUGCCCUCAUGGACCCAAGCUGGCCCUACACCCCUCAGAGUCAUUGUCGAGGAGCCAGAGGACGACUCCCGCAGCAAUUCUCCCAUCUCCUCACGCCCGCAUUCGCCUGCCAUCUACCGUGAUUCGCAGCGCUCGCCCGUCUAUCAGGACAUCUCACAGCAGUCUUGGUCCAUGCGCUCCGCCUCACCCAGAGACAGCGCCUCGCUCAGGCUCAGGGAACGCAACGAUUCUCCCAUGCUUCCCUUCGCCAUCGACCGCUCUUCCACACCCGACACGCGUCUUGAAGACGUCAAGCGACCCUUCAGCCGAGCCGUCUUCAGCGACGAUCUCUCGGGCCAGUCUCCUUUCCAGUCCUACUACACGGAUCCUCUCUCGGAACAUUCGUCUCUCUCCGCCUAA
Molecule: messenger RNA, 957 nt
Organism: Kalmanozyma brasiliensis GHG001
Lineage: Eukaryota; Fungi; Basidiomycota; Ustilaginomycetes; Ustilaginales
Exons: 1
Coding region: 1-957 (318 amino acids)
Source: RefSeq, a predicted model, not a curated record